CAUUUUGAAAGGUGUCGGAUCUUCCGUCACCCACGAGGAGGAGGAAGUGGCUGAAGAAAGAAAACGGAGCAAUCGAGCGGAGUGGCUGAGGCAGCCGAGCCAGGAGUAGUACCAUCACCACCACCACUCAACCACUCCACUCUACUCGUCUGGACUACCGGGGCUAACUUUAGCUACAUGUGCUGAGGUCGAAGGGGAAACUGAUCCCAACUGUAACAAUGCCGACAGUUACUUUGCCGCCAAAAGAGAACGCUCUCUUCAAGAGGAUUUUGCGCUGUUACGAACACAAACAGUACAGAAAUGGGCUCAAGUUCUGCAAACAAAUCUUGUCCAACCCCAAGUUUGCUGAGCAUGGAGAGACCCUGGCAAUGAAGGGCCUGACCCUGAACUGUCUAGGGAAGAAGGAGGAGGCCUACGACCUGGUUAGAAGAGGCCUGCGCAACGACCUAAAGAGCCAUGUCUGUUGGCAUGUAUACGGCUUACUGCAGCGCUCGGAUAAGAAGUACGACGAGGCCAUCAAGUGUUACCGCAACGCUCUGAAGUGGGACAAAGACAACCUGCAGAUCCUUCGAGACUUGUCCCUCCUGCAGAUCCAGAUGAGAGACCUGGAGGGCUACAGGGAGACGCGGUACCAGCUCCUGCAGCUGCGUCCGGCCCAGCGGGCCUCCUGGAUCGGCUAUGCCAUCGCCUACCACCUCCUGGAAGACUACGAGAUGGCAGCAAAGAUCAUCGAGGAGUUCAGGAAAACACAACAGACGUCUCCAGACAAAGUGGACUACGAGUACAGCGAGCUGCUGCUGUACCAGAACCAGGUCUUGAGAGAAGCAGGUCUGCACAAGAAGGCCCUCGACCAUCUAACCAACUAUGAGAAGCAGAUUUGUGACAAGCUGGCAGUGGAGGAGACACGAGGAGAGUUACUGUUGAAGUUGGAGCGUCUCGAUGAGGCGACAGAAGUUUACCGACGUCUGCAAGAGAGGAACCCAGAGAACUGGUCCUACUACCACGGCCUCGAGAACGCCCUAAAACCAAGCAGCGUAGAGGAGAGACAAAAGAUCUACGAAGACGCUUGGGAGAAGUUUCCCAAAGGACUGGUUCCUCGUCGACUGCCCCUCAACUUCCUCUCUGGUGAGAAAUUCAGGGAUUGUCUGGACAGGUACCUGAGGAUGAACUUCAGCAAGGGCUGCCCGCCUGUCUUCACCACACUCAAAUCGCUGUACAACGACAAAGAAAAGGUGGCAAUAAUAGAGGAGCUGGUGGUCGGCUACGAAACCUCAUUAAAAAGCUGUAGGAUGUUCAGCCAGAAUGAUGACGGUAAAGAGGAGCCUCCGACCACGUUGCUCUGGGUGCAGUACUUCCUAGCGCAGCACUUCGACAUGAUCGACCAGCACCCACUGGCUCUAGAAUACAUCAACGCAGCCAUCGAGAGCACGCCUACACUCAUCGAACUCUUCCUUAUCAAGGCAAAGAUUUACAAGCAUGCUGGGAACAUCAAAGAGGCUGCCCAGUGGAUGGAUGAGGCCCAGGCUCUGGACACUGCCGACAGAUUCAUCAACUCCAAGUGUGCCAAGUACAUGCUGAAGGCGGGCAUGAUCAAGGAGGCAGAGGAAAUGUGCUCCAAGUUCACACGGGAAGGAGCAUCUGCAGUGGAGAACCUGAACGAGAUGCAGUGCAUGUGGUUUCAGACCGAGUGUGCACUCGCCUACAAAUCCAUGAACAAGCUCGGAGAGGCUCUCAAGAAGUGCCACGAGAUAGAAAGGCAUUUUGUGGAGAUCACGGACGACCAGUUCGAUUUCCACACCUACUGCAUGAGGAAGAUGACGCUGCGCUCUUACGUGGACCUACUGAAGCUAGAGGAUGUUCUCCGGAUGCAUCCCUUCUACUACAAGGCUGCCAUCACGGCCAUCCAGAUCUACCUGAGCCUCCACAACAAUCCCCUGACUGACGAUAGCAAAGAACUGCAGGCUGAUACUGCUAACCUCUCGGACAAAGAGCUUAAGAAGCUGAGGAACAAACAGCGAAGGGCCCAGAAGAAGGCUCAGCUGGAGGAAGAGAAGAAGAACGCAGAGAAGGAGAAGCUGCUGAAGAACCAGAAGAAGAAGAAGGAGGAUGACGACGAGGAGAUCGGGGGGCCCAAAGAGGAGCUCAUUCCUGACAAACUGGUCAAGGUAGAAAAUCCACUGGAAGAAGCUGUCAAGUUCCUGAUGCCUCUCAAACAUCUGGUCAAAGACAAAAUCGACACACACCUUCUGGCCUUUGAGAUCUACUUCAGGAAAGAAAAAUAUCUGUUGAUGCUCCAGUCGGUGAAAAGAGCGUUGGCCAUUGAUCCAGACCACCCAUGGCUACACCAGUGUCUAGUGCGCUUCUUUAAAGGAGUUUCAGAGAGCAAGGAUUUGCCAGAGGUGGUCAGGACGGUGCUGAAGCAGGAGAUCUCCCGGCUGUUUGGAGACAGCAACGCCAAGAGCUUCAACCAGGCCUACCUCACCAAGCACUCCAACUCCAUACCACACCGAUUGGCUGCUGCUAAGAUGAUGGUGUAUCUGGACUCGUCAACGGAAACGAAAGCAGCAGAACUGGCCACUGCGCUGGAUGAGUCUCUGACCAACAGAACCAUACAGAUUUGCACCGAAGUCCUGGAGUGUCUUCGUAGCGGCAUCCUGGGCGACUGUAAGGAACAAGCGGAGUCGUACCGUGCAGAGUGUCACAAGCUUUACCCCUACACGUUAGCUUUCAGGCCCCCUGGUUACGAGGAGAACACCAAGCUCGCCAACGGAGACGUUUCCACAGAAACGGAGGAGCUAGCCAAUGAGAUGUGAGCGUGACAGAACAACAGCGGAUGCGAAAAGGAAUUGGGCCGAGCACGGAGCCUUGUGGUACGCCUGGCAGCCAUUUUGUAGAGCCAGACAACGGGAAGCGAAAUUUGGUGUUUCGUCCUUGGGCUCAGCUUAAUUGGAUCUGACCUGGCUUGGCUUGGCUCUCUCCCACAUGGGUGAAAAUCAGGACUGUGUGUGUGUGUGUUAAGGGCCUGUGUGUUUGUGUGUGGGCAUGUGUGUGUAUAUUUGUGAGAAAGAGGGGGGAAAAGAGGAAGAUAACAGAACGGCCAUUUUAAUUUUUUGUUGUUGUUUUUUUUUUUUUUUUUUAAACGGCAGACAAUGCUGAAUAUGAAACUAAUUGGCAAACUGUCAGGAGAAACUGUGACGGACGGACAAAGACUGCUGCAUUUCUCUGAGGUGGCAGGACCUACUCAAGUUCGACUGAGUUCUACUCCGACAUAUGUCUAUCACAUACUGUGUUCCCCUUAUUUUAAAAGAAAAGCAAAUUUGACACAUCUGUCACUUGGGGCCGGGAGACUGAGGAGAGUGGAUCUGAUCUGACAGCUCUGUAGGAAGCUGAGCAGGAAGAGCGACCGAGGACAUCCAGCAGCAUCCACAGGUGUAUCUUCAGUGACACUCGCUCCAGUUUACUGCUGAUGUACAUUGGGGUGGACUGUGUGUGGAGGGCCUGAAACCAGAGCGGACGCCGAGACAGCGGCCUCACACGUGAACAGUUUCCUGAUCAGAAUGUGCUUCCCUCACAGUUUCUGGCUCAACAUGGGAAUAACAUAAUCCUGUUCAUAUGGAGCACACUGUAGCACAGAAUUAAAAACUGUAAAGGUGAUGUGUUGUGCUCCAUCUCAAAUACACUGCUAACUUUUUUACAUAGCUCUGAGAGAGAUGGAUAGAUCUAAGCAAUACCAUAGACACCUUCCUGUCCACAAUGGACCAAUAAAACUCUUUAUGUAAUAAUUUCUAGAGCUGGUUGAGUAUGAGCCUUCAGGCAGAGUGGCUUGUUUCGUUGCUUUUGUUACUGUUAAAAUCUGCAUGGACAGGGACUCUCAUCAUUCAAAGUGGAAACAAGCCUCUAGUACAUCUUACUGCAGACCGACCUUCUAUUCUGCUAACGGAAACCUCAAAAGGUCAGAAAUCAGCAUCAAAGCCCGUUGCCCGGGUGACAGGCGUCAAAGUGUUACAAGGCGAGUUAUCGUACAGGCAUCUUUAAGCAAUUUUAUUUCUUCUGUUCCCCUUUUAUUUUAUUUUUUUUUCAAUGAUCUCUUUUCUUCCCCUUUUUCCUCUAAUUUGGGUUCUAAUGUGAAAGAUGAAAUCUGAGAUGGCGAUGUAUGAUAUCUCUGGAUUUUUGUAUUAAAACCAAAUGGGGAAAAAAAAAAGCGUUGA
Molecule: messenger RNA, 4208 nt
Organism: Mugil cephalus (flathead mullet)
Lineage: Eukaryota; Metazoa; Chordata; Actinopteri; Mugiliformes; Mugilidae
Product: N-alpha-acetyltransferase 15, NatA auxiliary subunit-like
Exons: 20
Coding region: 219-2813 (864 amino acids)
Biological process (GO): N-terminal peptidyl-methionine acetylation
Cellular component (GO): cytoplasm; NatA complex
Molecular function (GO): protein binding; protein-N-terminal amino-acid acetyltransferase activity
Source: RefSeq, a predicted model, not a curated record